Melanotaenia boesemani (Boeseman's rainbowfish) is the source of this 1696-nucleotide messenger RNA. RefSeq names its product zinc finger MYM-type protein 1-like. Bases 243 to 1664 code for a protein of 473 amino acids. Gene Ontology annotation, molecular function: protein dimerization activity. NCBI's taxonomy places the organism in Eukaryota, Metazoa, Chordata, Actinopteri, Atheriniformes, Melanotaeniidae. The transcript is spliced from 2 exons. The record is from RefSeq and is a predicted model, not a curated record.
ACGAACUUGUCAAGAAAAACAGGCAUUCAUUAUCACGUAUUGUGGACUGUAUUAAGUUUUGCGGGGCUCAUGAACUCUCUUUACGUGGAUCUGAUGAAUCUUCCACUUCGCUUAAUCGGGGCGUGUUUCUGGACCUCGUUGACCAGUUCUCCUUUUUAGACAGCCAGUUAGCUGAUCACCUGUCAAACACACAGGUUGCAAAGUACACGUCAAAAACCAGCCAGAAUGAGUUGCUGGACUGCAUGCUAUCAGUUUAUGAAAAGAAACUGGGCGAUGAAAUAUCGCAAGCACCGUUUGUGGCUGUGCAAGCUGAUGAGACGACAGAUGUGGCGCGUGUCAGCCAGUGCGUCAUUGUGCUCCGUUACGUCACCGAAUGUUCUGCUGUGGAGAGAUUUCUUUCUUUUUCUCCGUUAGUGGACAGAACUGCAGAGGGGUUUGAAAAACUUCUGAGAGAAAAACUCCAGCCAUAUAAACUGGAAAGUAAACUGAUCGCACAAACGUAUGAUGGGGCUGCUGUUAUGAGCGGCGCAGCGUCGGGCUUGCAGGCCAGAUUAAAGGAGACGUUUCCUCACGCGCACUUUGUGCACUGUUAUGCCCAUCAGCUGAACCUAAUAAUUCAACAGGCCUGCUCAUGCCUCACACCAGUCAGAAUUUUUUUUGCAAACUUAACAGCCUUUGCAACGUUUUUCGCCAAGUCUCCCAAAAGAACUGCGGUUCUGGAUGAAGUUUGCGGGAUUAGGAUUCCCGAGUCGGGACAAACAAGGUGGAACUUCAAGAGCCGCACAGUCCACACAGUGUUCGAGCAACAAAACGGUCUGAAGGCAUGUUUUGAAAAAAUACAAAACAGCCAGUCCUGGGACAGCGUGUCCGUCCAACAAGCCCACGGUCUGUCCACAUUACUGGAGGAUGAAGACUUUAUUUUCUUUUUAGAGUUUUUCCACGCCGCUCUGAUGCAUGUCGAUAUUUUCUACAACACCCUUCAGAAACGAACCACGGAUCCCCUGAAUACUGGACAAGCCCUGAUGAAUUUCUCCAGGUCCAUAACUGGACUGAGAGAACAGCUGAUCAAAGAUGACUGUCAUCCAAACGCGCCACGCAGGAUGCAGAGGUCUGGCUGCGUGUCGGUGGCCACGCAGUGCUGCAGCAUCAUGAUCGAGCAGUCCAAAGCUCGCUUUGAAAAAGCCCGACACCUAAUGUCGUUUGAACUGAUAAACCCGGAGCUGUUCUCACAGUUUAAGGCCAGUUUCCCCCAACAACAGCUGGAUGUCGCAUGUGAACAUUUUCCAAUGAUCUGCAAGGAGAAACUAAAGGGUGAGCUGAUGGUGAUGUACAGCAGUGCGGAGUUUGCGGUGUUAACGUCUGCAGUGACACUUUUGAAAAUGUUGAUAGAGAAUAAUCUUCAAAACACUUUCUCUGAAACUCUGAAACUGACACAAAUAGCCAUCACAACCCCGAUGACAUCAGCAGAGUCAGAGAGGUGCUUCAGCACCUUGAAGAGGAUAAAGUCUUUUCUGAGAAGCACUAUGGGACAGGACAGACUGAACGCACUGGCCGUGCUUUCUAUUGAGCGGGACUUCAUUCAGAAAUCACCUGACUUCAAUGAGAUGGUGAUCAACCUGUUUGCAUCUCAGAAAAAUCGUCGUGCUGAACUCCUCUUCAAAUGAGGUAAACCAUCCUUGUUCAUGUCUCAAAACAC